Molecule: messenger RNA, 606 nt
Organism: Pipistrellus nathusii (Nathusius's pipistrelle)
Lineage: Eukaryota; Metazoa; Chordata; Mammalia; Chiroptera; Vespertilionidae
Source: the annotation of a GenBank genome assembly
AUGGUGACGCUCGCGGAGCUGCUGGUGCUCGUGGCCGCGCUCCUGGCCACGGCCUCGGGCUACUUCGUCAGCAUCGACGCGCACGCCGAGGAGUGCUUCUUCGAGCGGGUCACCUCGGGCACCAAGAUGGGCCUCAUCUUCGAGGUGGCGGAGGGCGGCUUCCUGGACAUCGACGUGGAGAUCACAGGGCCGGAUAACAAAGGAAUAUAUAAAGGAGACCGGGAGUCCAGCGGGAAGUACACGUUUGCUGCUCACAUGGAUGGGACAUACAAGUUUUGCUUUAGCAACAGGAUGUCCACUAUGACUCCGAAGAUAGUGAUGUUUACCAUUGAUAUUGGAGAGGCCCCCAAGGGGCAGGACAUGGAAACAGAAGCUCACCAGAACAAGCUGGAAGAGAUGAUCAACGAGCUAGCAGUGGCCAUGACAGCUGUGAAGCACGAGCAGGAGUACAUGGAAGUGCGGGAGAGGAUACACAGAGCAAUCAACGACAACACAAACAGCAGAGUGGUCCUUUGGUCCUUCUUUGAAGCUCUUGUUUUAGUUGCCAUGACCUUGGGACAGAUCUACUACCUGAAGAGAUUUUUUGAAGUCCGGAGGGUGGUUUAA